ACCAUUGAGAAAAGAGGAACCGAGACUGUGAGAAGCAUGGGGACACCAAGGCCACCACCUCCCUUCCUCCGCCGCCAUGGCCACCUCCGGCCACCACGUCCGCCACCCCUCCCUGCGGCCCUUCCCCAAAAGCAAAAGCUUCGCUUCCCCUCGUCCCAAAUCCCUCAUCUACUCCACCUCCCCCUGCUCUUCCCGCGGUUAUCUCGCCCUCCAGAUCCAGUCCUGCGCCGGCGCUGCUGGUGAUGUCCUUCCGAAGAGCCCUCCCAUGGUGGAGCAGCCCGGGGGGAAGAUGGUGGUGGAGCUGGUGGGGGCCUUCAAUGAGCUCACGGAGAGGAUGGGUGGCGCGCUCUCCACUUCCUCUUCCUCUCGUCUCCUCUUCAAGUCUCUGAAGCUCUCCAUCCCACUGCUCCAGGCUCUUCCCUUCGCCCCCGGUGGCCGCCCGCCGCUCUCCCGUGCUCUCUCUGUCGCCUUUCUACUUGCUGAUCUCCAGAUGGAUGCGGAAGUUAUUUCCGCUGGCAUACUGAGAGAAGCCCUAGAGGCAGGAGCUCUAACCAUUCAUGAAGUCAAAAGCCAAAUUGGUGCAAGUACUGCUCAUUUGUUACAUGAGAGCUUGCGGAUAAGGCACGUUCCUUCAAAGGUUGACAUCCUGGAUGAUGAGAAUGCUAGUUUACUGAGGAAGUACUGUUUGAGUUACUAUGACAUUAGGGCAGUGAUUUUAGAGGUUGCUCUUAAACUUGACACAAUGAGGCAUCUUGAUUUCCUUCCAAGAUAUCAGCAGCUGAUAAUGUCCCUUGAGGUUAUGAAGAUAUAUGCCCCUCUUGCCCAUGCUGUUGGAGCUGGUGCCUUAUCACUGGAGCUGGAGGACCUCUCAUUUCGAUAUCUAUUUCCUCAUUCAUAUGUUUAUGUUGAUACAUGGUUGAGAAGCUAUGAAGCAGAAUGCAAGCACUUGAUAGAUGUGUACAAGGAGCAGCUGCUUCAAGCACUAAAGGCUGAUGCCAAGUUGGAGGAGAUUGUGGAUGGUAUCUCAAUCCAAGGUCGAUAUAAAAGCCGUUUUAGCACUAUGAAGAAGCUACUGAAGAAUGGAUCUAAACCAGAGGAAGUAAAUGAUCUUUUGGGUUUGAGGGUUGUCUUAAAUCCUCAACCUGGUGAUGGCAUGCUGGAGAGGGGGCAUAGGGCUUGUUACAGGACACAUGAGGUGAUCCGAACCCUCUGGAAAGAAAUUCCCAACAGGACAAAGGACUACAUUGCCAGACCCAAACCAAAUGGCUACAGAAGUUUACAUGUGGCUGUUGAUCUCAGUGAACAAGGAAAGGUUAGACCAAUGAUGGAGAUACAAAUACGCACCAUGGAAAUGGAUUCAUUGGCAGUUGGUGGAGCUGCAUCCCAUUCAUUGUACAAGGGUGGUCUUACUGAUCCAGAAGAGGCAAAACGGCUGAAGGCAAUUAUGAUGGCUGCAGCUGAACUUGCAGCUGUGCGUCUUAGGGACUUACCUUCUGCAAAUCAGAGAGGGGCUCUAAAGAUCAACCACAGAAACCGAGCGUUUCAUCUACUUGAUAAAAAUGGUGAUGGGAGGAUUAGUAUUGAGGAACUCAGAGAAGUGAUGGAAGAGCUUGGAGCUGAAGGUGAAGAUGCAUGGGAGUUAAUGCAACUUCUGGAUUCAAAUAGUGAUGGUUCUUUGAGCUCUGAAGAGUUUGAUUUGUUUCAGAGACAGGUUGAAUUUAUGAGAAAUUUGGAGGACAAAGAUGAUAACUACAGAACUUUGUUGGGGGAGAAGCUGCAGAUUACUGACAGUACUGGCUUAAUCCACGUUUACCGCAAGGAGUUGGGUGACAAGCUGGCAGUUAGUUGAAGCUAUUGUAAGUGUAUUGAACAGGAAGAAAUUAGGGGGGGAAAUGCUAAAAUGUAGAGUAGUUUUUUUGUACUGUUCUUGUAUACCUGUUGUACUGAGUUCUAUGAAUGGUAAACUUAUUCUAGUGAAAACUGAUUAUCUGCAAUUAGAGUUUAGUGUCAGAAUUGUUUUGAGGUUGUAAGAAAUAACUGCAAAUGCUUCAAUCAAGGCUGUCUAUAACCUUCUCAGAA
Molecule: messenger RNA, 2079 nt
Organism: Elaeis guineensis (African oil palm)
Lineage: Eukaryota; Viridiplantae; Streptophyta; Magnoliopsida; Arecales; Arecaceae
Product: GTP diphosphokinase CRSH1, chloroplastic
Biological process (GO): guanosine tetraphosphate metabolic process
Molecular function (GO): calcium ion binding
Source: RefSeq, a predicted model, not a curated record